Messenger RNA from Purpureocillium takamizusanense, 2068 nucleotides. RefSeq lists its product as uncharacterized. The record is from RefSeq and is a predicted model, not a curated record. Bases 361 to 1950 code for a protein of 529 amino acids. Lineage: Eukaryota; Fungi; Ascomycota; Sordariomycetes; Hypocreales; Ophiocordycipitaceae. The transcript has a single exon.
UGGAGCUGGUGGCUGGCCUGGUCACACAAAAGGUUGUUUUCAUUCUCCCGGUGCGGCCACUGAAAACGACACUGAUUCCUCUUCCACCCUCGCACUUGACGUGACUCGUGAGGAAUUUCUUGGGAGGGUGGCAGGCUUGAGAAUAAAAAUUCGAGUACUACCCCUUUUGAGAUCUUUCGCCCCCUCCGCCGUCACCCUUAUGCAUCGCUGCGGCCAAGGAGGAAAACGCACUUUGGUCCGUCCGCGCGUCGAGCCUCACUCAUCAGCUCAUCAUACUCACUCACUGAGCCCUCACCCGGCCGUCUAGAGUUACACUCUCGCACACUCAACCCACCGUUGGUCCUCUCAUCCGGCUACGCCAUGGGCUCCGGGGGCACCACCACCACCGACGACGGGGACGCCAUCGCCGAGCACCUCGACAUCGUCGUCCUCGGCGCCGGCAUCUCGGGCAUCAACGCGGCGCACGUCCUGCGCGAGCGGCUCCCGCACCGCGCCGUCACCGUCCUCGAGGCGCGCUCCGUCGUCGGCGGCACCUGGAGCUUCUUCCGCUACCCGGGCUUCCGCUCCGACUCGUACACGAGCACCUUUGGCUUCCGCUGGCACCCCUGGCCGCACGACCGCAAGAUCGCCGCCGCCGAGGACAUUGCCGCCUACGUCGAGGACGCCGCCCGCGCCGAUGGCUCGCUCGACGGCAUCCGCUUCCGCCACCGCGUCGUGGGCUGUGAGUGGCGCGACGAGGAUGCGUUCUGGCGCCUCCGCGUCCGUGUCGGCGAUGGUGAUGAAGAUGGCCAACAAGGCAGCGGCGGCGACGGCGACGGCGGCGUGGUGACCAAGACGAAAGUCCUGGCCGCCAACUUCGUCAUCGCCUGCACCGGCUACUACUCGUACGAGCGCGCCCUCGACGCCCCCAUCCCCGGCAUCGACUCCUUCGCCGGCACCGUCGUGCACCCGCAGUGGUGGCCCGCCGCGGACGACAACGACGGCGGCGGCCUCGACUACGCCGACAAAAAGGUCGUCCUCAUCGGCUCCGGCGCCACCGCCUUCACCAUCCUGCCCGCCAUGGCCCCCUCCGUCGCCCGCAUCACCAUGCUCCAGCGCAGCCCCUCGUACGCCGUCUCCAUGGCCACGCGCCUCUCCCUCGUCGACCGCCUGCUGCUCCUCCUCCUGCCCGCCGUCUGGGCCCACCGCCUCUGCUGGUGGAAGGACAUCGUCUUCGAGAUGCUCGCCACCCAGCUGCUGCUGCACUUCCCCGCCAUCGGCCGCUGGGCCCUCACCCGCAGGCUCAAGGCCGAGGUCCCGCGCGACGUCGACGUCGGCGUGCACUUCAACCCACGCUACAACCCCUUCCGCCAGAGGCUCUGCAUGUGUCCCGACGGCGACUUCUUCAAGGCCCUGCACCGCGACAACGUCGAGGUCGUGACCGACUCCAUCGACGCCGUCGUCCCCGGCGGCAUCCGCCUCGCCUCGGGCCGCGUCCUCGACGCCGACAUCAUCGUCACCGCCACGGGGCUCUACUUUGAGAUCCUCAACGGCAUCGCGCCCGUCGUCAACGGCCAGCCCGUCGACGUCGGCAGUCACUACGCCUGGCGCGGCGGCAUGCUCGAGGGCCUGCCCAACAUGGGCUACAUCCUCGGCUACGUCGUGCAGUCGUGGACGCCCGGCGCCGAUGUCAUGGUCAAGAUGCUCUGCCGCGUCAUGCGCGUCAUGGAAUCCCGCCGCGCCAACAAGGUCGUCCCCGUCAUCGAGCGCUACAAGGGCAUGCCGAGCCGCAUCGCCGUUGACUCCAGCAGCAACUACUUUGUCAAGGCCUCCGACAGGAUACCAAAGGUCACCGGCCAGGGCCCCUGGUACGGCCGCACACAUUGGCUGAGGGAUGCCUGGGCCUUGUGGUUUGGAGACAUGGACGACGGCUUGGUGUACAGUGGCGGCGAGGCCAAGAAGACUGCGUAGCCUCGAGCACCAAGUACUUCGUACAGAGCUCUUGAUAGUUAUCGUAAUCAUGAUUAUAGCCCGUCGUCCGUAAUCGUGGCUACACCACCUCCAUAAAAUAAACAAGUAUUGCACCAGA